AUGCAGUCCAACGGCACAGCAGAAAACAAACAAACGAACUCAAACGGCCAGAGUAAUGGCCAGAGUGAACGCUCUAAGUGCCGGGAUAUAUUCCUCUUCAGCGUCUCAAGGACUCUGUCAAACGUCUUUUGUCGUUUGCUCUCGGCUCAGCCGGGAUGGGUUCAGUCAGACUACCAUUUCCAAGAAGGCUUCUUCCACGCACGAGAGCAAUUCCAAUGGGCCCCUUUGGCAGAGAUAAGCGAUGAAAUGCGCCUGGAAUACAUCGAUCAAGCUCAUAAGGGGGUGGAGGCACUUCAGAAGGCGAGAGAAGACGCUAUUAGACAGGAUAAACAUAUCUUUGUGAAGAAUCAUUCGUUCUUCGCGGUUGAACCGUCUGCUUUGUUGGAUAAAGUAAAGGGAGGCAAGGAACUGCCCUCUCUAACGAUUGUUCCCAGGCCGUUGGCAUCCGAACAGGAAGGCGACGUAUCAACUACGCCUACAAGACCAAAAACGAACCCAACUUUCUUACCCGACGAGUACCUUGCGUUAUGGCAGCCGGUGUUUAUAAUUCGCCAUCCAGCUCUUGUCGUUGAAUCAUGGUACAGGGCCGAAACAAGGGUCAGUCCCGUUAACGUUAGGGAUAGGGUGUGGUCGUAUCUGUCAUUCCGGUACUCUCGCAGCCUCUACGACUGGUACGCAUCUAAUGCCACUGCAUCCAACGGUACCGAGACAGCAGUAGACGGUAAAGGAGCCUCCUUCCUCAGGCCUAUUGUUGUGGAAGCGGAUGAUAUUCUUAGCGGAGAAUGUCUGACCAAGUUUUGUGAUGCUUGCGGUAUGAGCGCAGAACAUAUCAAGUAUGAAUGGGAGCAAAUACCGCCUGAAGGACAGGACGUUUCGGUGAGACACCUGAGUUAUCUGGGUGGCUUGUGGCAGUCGACGGGUCUUGACCAGUCCAAGUCUUCAAAGGGGUUAGAUAUGGAUGUUCGAUAUGGCAAGUGGAAGGAGGAGUUUGGGGAUAGUGUUGCAGAAGGGUUGUAUGAGCCGUGUUCGGGGCUGAUGCUGAUUAUGAGUAUUGAAGAGCAGACGAUAUAG
Messenger RNA from Nannizzia gypsea CBS 118893, 1071 nucleotides. RefSeq lists its product as hypothetical. Bases 1 to 1071 code for a protein of 356 amino acids. Lineage: Eukaryota; Fungi; Ascomycota; Eurotiomycetes; Onygenales; Arthrodermataceae. The record is from RefSeq and is a predicted model, not a curated record. The transcript has 2 exons.